Closterium sp. NIES-65 is the source of this 2094-nucleotide messenger RNA. The record is from the annotation of a GenBank genome assembly. NCBI's taxonomy places the organism in Eukaryota, Viridiplantae, Streptophyta, Zygnematophyceae, Desmidiales, Closteriaceae.
AUGCCCGUCUCGCCCCAUACCCCGUCAUCCUCCGGCUUCAAAUCCAGCUUUUUGACCAACAUGCUGUCCCCCAGGGGUAUUAUUGGCUCCUGGCGGCCCCCUACUAAAGUGGGGCUUUUAGGCCAGGAGAUUUGCUCUCUGCAGGAGCGGUACUUGGUUAAGCAGGAGAUUGGGAGCGGGUCGUAUGGGAUGAUCCGGGCUGUUCGGGAGAAGGAGACGGGCAAGACGUGGGCGUGCAAGAGCAUUGGGAAGGAGCAGAUUCAGACCAAGGCAGCAGUGGCGGCACUGCGGCAGGAAGUGGCAGUGAUGCAGCUGCUGAAGGGGCACCCGCAUGUGGUGGAGAUCAAAGAGGCUGUGGAAGAUGACACGCCACCGACUGAAGUCCUCGCUACCCGCCUUCUUCGCGUCACCUCGGCCCCCUCCCACUUCGCCCUCCCACACGCACCGCUGGCGACACAGCUCCCCAGCAAGCAACCCGACCUUCCUCUUCCCCUCGCCUUCCCCCCCAUGUCCAUGCCACGCCUCGCCCACCAGCACGUGCAUAUGAUCAUGGACCUCUGCCACGGAGACCAUUCACUUCCCAUCCCUCAAAACCCCCUCUCCCCACAUUGCCCUCAUCCUCCCCCCCUCCCCCGGCACGGCGGGGACCUGUUCGACCGCAUCAAGCAGCGCAGCCGCUACGAGGAGAGGCCUGCAGCGGCCGUGCUGCAGCAGCUGGCGUUGGUGCUGCGCGCGUGCCACUCCCUGGGGGUCAUGCACCGCGAUGUGAAGCCCGAGAACCUGCUGCUCUGCUCGCCCUCCGAUGAUGUUGCUGUCAAAGUUACUGACUUUGGGAUUGCUGCGUCGAUCAAAUCAGGCGCCAAGCUAACAGAGUUCAUAGGAUCACACAUGUACAUGGCACCAGAAGUGAUCAACAAAAGCUACAGUGCCGAGGCGGACAUCUGGUCGGCGGGAGUCGUCCUAUACGUGCUUCUGGCCGGCGUGCCGCCCUUCUGGGCAUCAACAGAAUCUGGAGUGCUGGAUGCAAUCGUAUCCAAGCCUCUCAACUUCUCCUUCCCGCCGUGGCCUUCCAUAUCGACGGAGGCCAAGGACCUCAUAAAAGACAUGCUUAAGAAAGACCCAGUGGAGCGAAUCACACUGGAUGCAGUGCUUGCACUGCUGCUUCUCAAGUACCUCUUUCAUGAGGUUAUCCUCUUUCUCGCAGUCUCCUUUCCUCACACUCUCUUCCGCACACUCUGUUCCUCAUCUCACUCUCCUCUUCCUAACACUCUCUGCUUCUUCACCUUCUCUGCUUGCCUCUCUCUCCUCUUGCUUGGACUCUCCACACUCUCCUCUUCCUCACACUCAACUCUUACUCACACUCACCUCUUCCUCCCAUUCUCCUCGUCCCCACACUCUCCUCUUCCUCACACUCUCCUCUUCCUCAGACUCCCCUAUUCCUCGCACUCUCCUCUUCCUCACACUCCCCUAUUCCUCACUCUCCUCUUCCUCGCACUCUCCUCUUCCUCACACUCUCCUCUUCCUCAGACUCCCCUAUUCCUCGCACUCUUCUCUUCCUCACACUCCCCUAUUCCUCACUCUCCUCUUCCUCGCACUCUCCUAUUCCUCGCACUCUCCUCUUCCUCGCACUCUCCUCUUCCUCACACUCCCCUAUUCCGCACACUCUCCUCUUCCUCACACUCUCCUCUUCCUCACACUCCCCUAUUCCUCACACUCUCCUCUUCCUCGCACUCUCCUCUUCCUCACACUCCCCUAUUCCUCACUCUCCUCUUCCUCGCACUCUCCUCUUCCUCACACUCUCCUCUUCCUCACACUCUCCUCUUCCUCACUCUCAUCUUCCUCACAUUCUCUCCUCUUUUGUGCACUCUCCUCUGCCACGUAUCCUGCAGCCCGUCCUCCCUCUGCUGCAUGAGUCCCGACCUCCCAUGUGUCCCAUUAUGCCUCUCUCUCAUCGCUCCUAUUCACUCGAUUUACAAGACACAUUUCAAGUUUAUCCCCCCUUCCUCUCCCCUCCACACUCUCUCUCUCCUCCCUCCCUCCCGCCCCCUCUACUCCCCCCCUCUUCCUUCACCGAAUUCCUCGGACUCUGUAUAG